Clonostachys rhizophaga is the source of this 1521-nucleotide messenger RNA. The record is from the annotation of a GenBank genome assembly. Lineage: Eukaryota; Fungi; Ascomycota; Sordariomycetes; Hypocreales; Bionectriaceae.
AUGGAUAAGCUAACACGACUGGCUAGCGAGUCAACCAUACCGCAGCGAUGUGCGAGCAUCACUAGGAAUUUCUUGGCCCUUACUCGGCGUGGGGCAGUCCGAAUACUCAUCCUCGCCCUUGGGCUGAUAGGCGUGGUCGUCUUCAUUAGAAGGUCCGAAGGCUUGCCGUUCAACCUGACCGAAGAAUACCAGACCUGGUUCCUCGGCAACACACUAGACAAUGCGACAAUACAAGCUGUGGAAUAUUCGAAACCGAUUCAGGAGCCCUACAAGACCCAGUUUUGGGAGGUUGGCCUGCGAUUGAAACAGGUGAACCAGUGGCUGUCGGAAAUCGAACAGAAGCCUCGAAACAAAGACAAACUACAUGGCGCGGCAGAAAGAGUCAUCGUCAGCCUUUUCCCUUUCCUGCGUACCUAUUCACAGAGCAACCCAUUAGCAGCACUGCGGAAGUCUUUCAGGCCAGGGUCGCGUGGAAUCGUCAUUCCCGUAGGAGGAAGCGAGAAUGCGAUUCGGUACGCAGGGCAUCUGAUCACGUCUCUGAGAGUUGUAUUAGGCUGCACGCUUCCCAUCCAGAUUGCCUACGCGGGCGACGGCGACCUGAGCGAGAACGACAAGCAGAGAAUACUGCAGAUCGACGGCGCAACAGAUGUUACCUUUCUCGACGUCCUCUCCGUAUUCGACGAUUCUACAUUGAAGCUCGCCGAGGGGGGGUGGGCCAUUAAGGCUUUCGCCGCCUUGGGCUCCGACUUGGAACAGGUUAUUCUUCUAGACUCCGAUGCCGUAUUUCUGCAGAAGCCCGACGUGCUCUUCGAACAGCACCCGUACAUACAAUACGGAGCCUACCUCUUCCACGAUAGACUGCUAUGGCAGCACGCCUUUGCCGAUCGACAUGCGUGGUUCAAGGACCAGAUCAAAGAGCCGUCACCCGCCAUGGAAAAGUCAUUGGUUUGGACGGAAGACUAUGCUGAAGAGUGCGACUCGGGCGUAGUUGUCCUGGACAAGUCACGCCCAGACGUACUGAUGGGGCUUCUUCACAUUGCGUGGCAGAACACACACGCAGUCCGGGAAGAGAUCACAUACAAGAUCACCUACGGGGACAAGGAGUCUUGGUGGCUAGGUCUGGAGCUGGCCGGCUCGGAAUACGAGUUUGAAGCGCACUAUGGGGCUAUACUGGGCUGGCCAGGGGAGAGUAUAGGAAAACCUGCCCCUGGGCGGGUUUGCAGUUUUGUUAUUGCACACGUCGAUGGCGAUGACAAUCUGAUAUGGUAUAACGGCGGUUUGUUGAAGAACAAGCUAACCAAACCCGAUGAGUACGACGUGCCUCAGGUGUGGAUGAUAGACGGAACGUGGGAGAAGGGAGGAUCAAAGCAGGACAUGAGCUGUAUGUAUGGAAAAGAGGUGAAGCAGCUCACCGAAGACCAGAAACUGGUACUCGGUCGCAGUAUUGAGAGAGCCAAGGUCGUUGAUCGUCUUUUGGCUUCAAGCAAAGUAUCUCGAACAGACGGCUCAUCGCUGACAUAG